Messenger RNA from Colletotrichum graminicola M1.001, 756 nucleotides. Its product is annotated as CutC family protein. The transcript has a single exon. NCBI's taxonomy places the organism in Eukaryota, Fungi, Ascomycota, Sordariomycetes, Glomerellales, Glomerellaceae. The record is from RefSeq and is a predicted model, not a curated record. Gene Ontology annotation, molecular function: copper ion binding. The coding region runs from base 1 to 756 and encodes 251 amino acids.
AUGCCAAUCAACCUGGAAAUACCAGUCUUCUCGCCCGCCUCGGCCCUGCACGCUCAGGCGCUCGGCGCGCAGCGCAUCGAGCUCAACGCACGGGGGAGCUACCCCGUCGGCGGCACGACGCCGGCGGCGGCGGACCUCGAGGGCAUGACGGAGCGGCUCACGGUGCCCGUGCGGGUCAUGAUCCGGCCGCGGGGGAAGCCCGGCGACGACGUCGACUUUGUCUACACGGGCGACGAGCUCGCGGCCAUGGCGGUCGACAUCGGGGCCCUCCGCGGGGCGUUGCGGGCGGAGCGGGGCGACGGGUUCGUGUUCGGGGUGCUACGGAGGGACGGCGAGGCCCUGGUGGUGGACGUCGAGAGGAGCCGGCAGCUCGUCGAGGCCGCCGGCGGGCUGGCCUGCUCCUUCCACCGAGCCUUUGACGAGGCCGUCCGGUCCGGGGAGGGCCGGGACGUCGAAAAGGCGGUGAAGGACCUGGUGGCAUGCGGGUUCGAAGGGGUCCUCACCUCGGGCGGGCCCGGGACAGCCGCGACGAACCGGGCGGUGCUGGAGAUGGUCGUGCGUGAGGCGGGCGCGGGCGGGAGGAAGCUGGAGGUCAUCGUCGGCGGCGGCGUGAGGAAGGAGAACGUCGGGGACGUGGUUGACGGGUUCGGAGACGGUGUGUGGGCGCACUCGAGCUGCUACACGGCCAAGUGCGAGGAGGGGCAGAUUGACGACGAGGAGGUCAUGGGAAUCUUGGAGAGACUUUCCGGGAGGUAA